Mesocestoides corti is the source of this 1551-nucleotide messenger RNA. The record is from the annotation of a GenBank genome assembly. NCBI's taxonomy places the organism in Eukaryota, Metazoa, Platyhelminthes, Cestoda, Cyclophyllidea, Mesocestoididae.
AUGAAACGAAGAGCUAGAUUCCUUGUGCCUCUGCAGAAACUCAUUUCAGAAGGUGAAACUUUUCGUGAGGGAAAUAAAAAUUCUGGAAAUGGCAAAGAAGGAACAUGUAAGGAACAACGAAAACCAUCCAUUUUGGCCAGGAAAUUUGAUUUUGGCACUGUUUUUCGAGACCCCAUUAAAAUGAACAUUCGAAGACCUUUCAAUUCUCGGCCGUGGCAGCUGUUUCUACCAGACAAAGUUCGUGACCAUCUUAGCAGACGGGGUUAUAUCUUGGAUUGGGGUGAUGAAUCGAAUCCCAGGAAACUUCCCGCUGAUGACCUCGGCAAUAAGGCAGUACCAAAGUGUUCUUUGUAUAAUGCGGAAUCAUCCCCAGUCGUGAAGCCGGCCUACCUGUCAAGACCAGAUUCCUUGGUCGAUACGGUGGGGUCAACACAAGAGGUAGGUAUUGAAGUGGUAUCUAGUCCAGAUCCUUCGCCUUUUACAAAUUUAGGGACUUUAGGUAAUUGUGUAAAUUACAACACAAAAAGUGGACCGCCAGCUUAUUCCCACAGCUCCUUUCCAUCAGACGAAACCUCCUGUUGUGGCAUCAAACACUGUAGGCGAAACUGCGUCUUUGACUAUGCUUGUAGAAGAACUAACGCCGAUCGAAAACCAUCCCCAUCCACCACCGUUAUCGAAGUCAUCGACUGUAAUCCACGAGUCCCCAUCCUAACUUACCCAAGAGAGUCGAAUACGAGGAGAACGGAGGAGCGUAGCAGACCACCUCCACCAAGGGAGACAGAAACUCGAAAAACUCUCAACAUUAGAAGUCUUGGGUACAGCGAAACUAUUUAUGCUGGAACAAUUGGAACUAGGGAAGGGCAUAACACGGGAUUGGAGUGUACAUUUAAAAACAACCACUCGCCGAACGGUCUUUACUUGUGUGAAGCGCUAAGUCCUACUUUCACAGAAGACACAGAUAACGUGACUACGACUCUAGCGAUGCUAGAUGAUGAUUCCCUGCUCGAAUCACUGCCUAUCAACGAAACAUCCACAAUUAUUAAUCUUCCGGACUCGGAACACUCGAGCGAUGAAACCUCUCAGAGGAAUAUCAUCGCCACCGAAGAGGAAGUAUCGGAACCUUUGACCUCCAUCGAAGGACAACCCACCAAGGCAGAACAGCAGAAAUUCGAGUUUCCUGAGAUAAUGAUUAGAGGGGGUUCGAACACAAAGGAGGUCCAGGUUCCCAUGUGCAUGGGAUUGAACGAAAACCAGUGGAAGCGGCCUCACCAUAGGCCAUGUUUCCCCUGCAGGAUGUGUUCUUUUCGGGAUGCUGCAUUGCAAACAGAUUUCAAAAAUACCUGGUCCACUAGACUACAAAAUAGUCAACCAAUUCAGCCAUGCUUCAGACGCAUGUACGUAGAACGGGGUCCUAUACUCAAAAGUGCGCCUAGACGGUAUCACUCGACGCUUCGAAUUACCACACCCAUCCAACGCAAUGCGUUUCCUGAUAUCAUAUCUGACAGAGUGCAUGCGUCAAAUGGUGACUUCAACGGAUCACUGUUCUCUUAA